AUGUUUAAAGAAGCAUAUCUCAAAGCCUACAGUAGUUACAAAAACAAGUUCAACUGCGAAAAUGAAGUACAGAUUUUGUUUCAUGUUAUCUCAAAAUUUCAAAAAGUAUGA
This is a messenger RNA of Caenorhabditis briggsae, 111 nucleotides long. The coding region runs from base 1 to 111 and encodes 36 amino acids. The record is from RefSeq and is a predicted model, not a curated record. Lineage: Eukaryota; Metazoa; Nematoda; Chromadorea; Rhabditida; Rhabditidae. The transcript has a single exon.